AUGGAGAAGUAUGUGAAGGAUGCUCCAAGAGCUUCAUUAGUUCGCAAGGAUCAGCUGCCAUAUGCCAUGCUUGGUGAAGGUGGCUUCGAUCCCGUUUACAAGGGGAAGCUAAUGGAUGGUCAGGAAAUAACAGUGAAAGGAGAAGAGAAGAUGCUUGUCUACGAAUACGUUCACAACACCAGCCUCGACUCCUUUUUAUUUGAUCCAAUCAAAUGCCUAGAACUUAAUUGGGAAAGACGAAACAAGAUCAUCAUAGGGAUCGCUCGAGGUCUUGUUUAUCUCCAUGAAGACUCAGAUUAA
Messenger RNA from Magnolia sinica, 300 nucleotides. RefSeq names its product cysteine-rich receptor-like protein kinase 44. NCBI's taxonomy places the organism in Eukaryota, Viridiplantae, Streptophyta, Magnoliopsida, Magnoliales, Magnoliaceae. The record is from RefSeq and is a predicted model, not a curated record. The transcript is spliced from 3 exons. The coding region runs from base 1 to 300 and encodes 99 amino acids.